Molecule: messenger RNA, 3705 nt
Organism: Rasamsonia emersonii CBS 393.64
Lineage: Eukaryota; Fungi; Ascomycota; Eurotiomycetes; Eurotiales; Trichocomaceae
Product: DNA-directed RNA polymerase
Exons: 3
Coding region: 1-3705 (1234 amino acids)
Biological process (GO): DNA-templated transcription
Cellular component (GO): nucleus; RNA polymerase I complex
Molecular function (GO): DNA binding; DNA-directed RNA polymerase activity; ribonucleoside binding
Source: RefSeq, a predicted model, not a curated record
AUGGCACCAGCACCGACAAAUACCAAAUGGACUGUGGAGUUCGACACUCUGCGGCGGGAGCGACUCUUCCGAAAUCCUCCCAAGGACCAUUCCGCCUUCCCUUCCCUGGAAGCCGCAAUUCGCCCUCACAUCGAUUCCUUCAAUGCGCUGUUUGGAGACGCGAAACUGGUCGAGGAAGGUCUGAAAGAUAUCGGAACCAAGACCUUCCUGGAUGGCGACCCCGAGACCCCAGAGCAGCGAGAGAAACGUCGUGCAGAGGGCCGCCCGCCACCUAAGCGGAAUCGGCUCAACGUCCGCAUCAGAGAGGUCUUCCUCGAGAAGGCUGUGCUGCCGCCAACCAACAAGUUCAACACGCGAAACCGCAACAUUUACCCAGCAGAGUGCAGAGAGCGCCAUGCAACAUACCGAGGGAGGCUACGGGCGAGGCUCGGGUACCAGGUCAACAACGGAGAAUGGAAGGAGUCAGUGCGAGAGUUGGGCCAGGUCCCUCUCAUGCUGCGGCUCGUCGAGCACAAGGAAGAGUCGGAAGAACUGGGUGGCUACUUCAUUGUCAACGGAAAUGAAAAGUUGAUUCGAAUGCUGAUUCUGCCGAAGCGCAACUAUCCCAUGGCCAUCGUCCGGCCCACCUUCGCCAACAGAGGCCACCUCUACACCAAGUACGGUAUCCAAAUCCGGUCUGUCCGCCCCGAUCAAACCUCCCAGACCAACGUUCUACAUUAUCUCAGCGAUGGAAACGUGACGUUCCGCUUUUCCUGGCGGAAGAAUGAGUAUCUGGUUCCCGUCAUGAUGAUCCUCAAGGCGCUCGUCGAGACCAACGAUCGUGAGAUCUUUGAGGGCAUCGUGGGAAGCGCCUCCUCCAAGGGAAUCAAGAACACGUUCGUCACCGACCGUGUGGAGCUUCUGUUGCGAACCUACAAGGGAUACAACCUCCAUGGGAAAUCCGAAGUCAGAGCCUACCUGGGCAAGAAAUUCCGUCCGGUCAUGGGCGUUCCGGCUGACAUGUCCAACGAGGACGUUGGCACCGAGUUCCUCCGCAAGGUGGUGCUGCCGCACUUGGGGAACCAGAACGUGACCCCGGCUCAGGACCAUGAUAAGUUCAAGAUGAUCAUGUUCAUGAUCAGGAAGCUUUACGCACUCGUGGCUGGUGACUGCGCACCUGAUAAUCCCGAUGCCGUCUCGAAUCAGGAGGUUCUGCUGGGCGGCUUCCUCUACGGGAUGAUCCUGAAGGAGCGACUGGAGGAGUGGUUGCGAUCGCUUGGCCCCAUCGCUCGAGACUGGUGCAUCAGGAACAAUGGUGCCAAGUUCACCGAUCCGGCAUUCGAGAAGGACUUCCUGUCCAAAAUCGUCAAGAGGUCCAACGAAAAUAUUGGUGGAGCGCUGGAAUACUUCCUAUCGACCGGCAACCUGGUUAGCCCGACGGGUCUGGAUCUCCAGCAAACGUCUGGAUUCACGGUCGUGGCAGAGAAGAUCAAUUUCUAUCGAUUCAUCAGCCACUUCCGCAUGAUCCACCGAGGAAGCUUCUUCGCCCAGCUGAAGACGACCACAGUCCGCAAGCUCCUUCCAGAGAGCUGGGGUUUCCUGUGCCCCGUCCAUACCCCUGAUGGAGCCCCAUGUGGACUCUUGAAUCACCUGGCGCACAAGUGUUUGAUUGCAACAAAUAACCUCGAUGUUUCUCAUAUCCCUCGAAUAGUUGCCCAACUUGGCGUCCGUUCGGAAUCUUCGGUGGCCCUGGACGAAAGUGUGCCGGUGCAGCUGGACGGACGUAUCAUUGGGUAUUGUUCGCCCAAGCAGGCGCGCAUGAUCGCCGACACCUUGAGAUUCUGGAAGGUCGAGGGCACGCACAACAUCCCCCGGGAGCUUGAGAUUGGUUAUGUGCCCAACUCGAAUGGAGGCCAGUAUCCCGGAAUCUACAUGUUCUCCCAGAUGGCACGGAUGUACCGGCCCGUCAAGUACCUGGCUCUUGAUAAACUGGACUACGUCGGUCCAUUUGAGCAGCCCUUCAUGGAGAUUGCAUGUAUGCCGUCGGAUGUCAUUUCUGGAGUCUCCACCCACAUCGAGUUCACGCCCACCAACAUCCUGUCCAUCUUGGCCAACUUGACCCCCUUCUCCGACAACAACCAGUCGCCCCGGAAUAUGUACCAGUGCCAGAUGAGCAAACAGACCAUGGGUACGCCUGGCACUGCCUUUGCAUACCGCACAGAUAACAAGCUCUACCGAUUGGAGAUGGGCCAGACGCCGAUUGUUCGGCCGCCAUUGUACAAUGAAUACGGACUGGACAACUUCCCGAACGGCACAAACGCCAUUGUGGCUAUUAUUUCAUACACGGGUUAUGACAUGGACGACGCCAUGAUUAUUAAUAAAUCGUCUCACGAGCGUGGCUUCGGUUAUGGAACGAUUUACAAGACAAAAUUCUUCAACCUGGACGAGAAGGAGUCCCGUCGAAGCAAGUCGAAACGCGAGAUCAGCAAACUGUUUGGGUUUGCUCCCGGGGCCGAGAUCAGGGCGGAGUGGCGCAACACCCUGGAUGAAGACGGUCUUCCUCACAUCGGCGUCAAAGUUAGAGAGGGGAGCGUCAUUGCGGCCUGGCACACCGUCCGUUACGACCCUGCCAGUGACUCGUACGUCAACGUCGACGGUCAGACGCAUUUCCUGAAGUAUAAAGACCAAGAGGAGGGGUACAUUGAUAGCGUUCGCCUGGUUGGUUCCGAGAAUGGAAAUGAACCCAUCCAGGCGAUCAGCGUGAAAUUCCGCAUUCCUCGAAAGCCGAUCAUUGGUGACAAAUUCUCCUCGCGUCACGGACAGAAAGGUGUCUGUUCCCAACUGUGGCCAGCGGUCGAUAUGCCCUUCUCGGAGAGCGGGAUCCAGCCGGACCUGAUCAUCAACCCGCACGCGUUCCCUUCUCGUAUGACAAUCGCGCAGAUCAUCGAAUCCAUGGCCGGCAAAGCCGGUGCUCUUCAUGGUCACCCACAAGAUUCAACGCCCUUCCAGUUCAACGAAGACUACACGGCGGCGGACUAUUUCGGCGAGCAGCUUCGCAAAGCCGGGUACAACUACUACGGGAACGAGCCGAUGUACAGCGGGAUCACGGGCAAGGAGUUCGCGGCCGACAUCUACCUAGGAGUCGUGCACUACCAGCGUCUGCGACACAUGGUGAACGACAAGUUCCAGGUGCGAACGACGGGGCCGGUGAACGCGCUGCACGGGCAGCCCGUCAAGGGCCGAGCCAAGGGCGGUGGUAUCCGAGUGGGAGAGAUGGAGCGCGACUCGCUGCUUGCGCACGGCGCGGCCUUCCUGCUGCAGGACCGGCUGAUGAACUGCUCCGACUCGCAGCGGGCGUGGAUCUGCCGCGACUGCGGCUCGUUCCUGUCGACGCAGGUGACCAUCUCGACCGUGGGGUCGCACAAGUCUCGGGGCGGCGCGAACCAGGGCGCCGUGGCGGCAGCAGCCAAGGUCGUGCCGAACCAGGCAGCGCCCGUGGGCGGCAUCGGCGCGCUGGGCGGCGUCAACGGCAUCGUGCGCUGCCGGCGCUGCGCGCGGGAAGCAGUCUUCGAGGACUCGCGGGCCGAAGUGUGGGAAGACGGCGAGGGACGACGGUACGUGGGCGGCGACAACGUGACGGUAGUCGCUGUUCCGGGUGUCCUGCGGUAUCUGGACGUGGAGCUAGCAGCGAUGGGCAUCAAGAUGAAAUUCUGGGUCGACAAUUAG